UUAACAAAGUUAUAUACUAUAUAUCUCUUACUCCUAAGUUCCAACAACAAAAGAAAACCAAACUCAACAUACUUUCUAAUAUGUCAAUGGAUUGGUCUAGAGGCAGAAUCAUCGGCCGUGGCUCGACUGCCACCGUCUAUGUAGCUGAUCGUUGCCAUUCUGGUGGUGAAGUGUUUGCGGUGAAGUCUACGGAGCUUCACCGAUCGGAGUUAUUGAAGAAAGAACAACAAAUUCUGACCAAGUUAAAGUGUCCUCAAAUUGUGAGCUACCAAGGUUGUGAAGUCACCUUUGAAAAUGGUGUUCAAUUGUUCAACUUGUUCAUGGAGUAUGCACCCAAGGGAACUCUUUCAGAUGCAGUUCGCAAUGGAAAUGGAAUGGAAGAAGCUAUGGUGGGAUUCUAUGCGCGUCAAAUUCUGCUAGGGCUUAACUAUCUUCAUUUGAAUGGGAUAGUGCAUUGUGAUUUGAAGGGACAGAACGUGUUGGUGACAGAACAAGGUGCCAAGAUUUCAGAUUUUGGAUGUGCUAGGAGGGUGGAAGAGGAGUUGGUGAUUUCUGGGACACCGGCUUUCAUGGCACCGGAGGUGGCACGCGGGGAGGAGCAGGGGUUUGCUUCUGAUGUAUGGGCUUUGGGAUGUACUUUGUUGGAGAUGAUCACCGGGAAAAUGCCGUGGCAGGGUUUUUCUGACCCUGCCGCGGUCUUGUAUCGGAUUGGAUUCUCUGGCGAUGUGCCAGAGAUUCCUGAUUAUGUUUCGGAACAAGGGAAGGAUUUUUUGAGAAAAUGUUUGAAGAGAGAUCCAAAUGAGAGGUGGUCGGUGGUUGAACUUCUUGGCCAUGAAUUUGUUGGGAAGUUUAAGGAUUCCGUGUUUGAUUCGGAAACUCCGACCACUGUGUUGGAAGGAGGUUUCUGGGAUUGGGAUUCUUUGGAAACAACUCAGGAUGUGGUCCCAACACUUGAAUGUAGUUGUUCCUCGGAUUCUUCGAGUCUGCGGAACAGAAUCCAAAGUUUGUGUUCUGAUGAGGCUUUUUGGGAAUCUGAUGAUGAUGAUGAAUGGGUUACUGUGAGAAGCAAUGGUGAGGAGGUGAAUGCAUUGUCAUUUGAAGAAAUUGAAGAUUAUGAAUCAGACAUUGUUUGUGAACUUGAUGAUCAUGAGAUUAGUUUGGUGAUUUUUUAUGAACCAAAAAUUGUAGUUGAAUUGAGUAGAUGGAAUGAGAUUUUUGAUUAUUUGUGUUUUAGAAGCUGCAAUUGUGGCUUUUGUGUUAGAGAUUUUUUAUCAGUUUAUCAAUGUAUAAAGAUUGUUCUCUAUGUAACAAUUGAUUCUAAGAACACACAAGUUUUUAUCAUCCCCUGCUUUCUGCUUUUUUUAUUUUUCUUUAAUUUCUCAUUGGAUAGAUAA
Molecule: messenger RNA, 1394 nt
Organism: Medicago truncatula (barrel medic)
Lineage: Eukaryota; Viridiplantae; Streptophyta; Magnoliopsida; Fabales; Fabaceae
Product: mitogen-activated protein kinase kinase kinase 18
Exons: 1
Coding region: 81-1394 (437 amino acids)
Biological process (GO): signal transduction; protein phosphorylation
Molecular function (GO): ATP binding; protein kinase activity
Source: RefSeq, a predicted model, not a curated record